AUGGCGUCCUCACCAACACACGUACCGGGCCCUGCUCUGGGUCCUGCAGCACCCUCAGUAUCGGAGGACGACUUCAGGUCGCUGUCCAACGACAUGGACACGAACGAGGAGGACCAGCACUUGACACGGCACACUUCAUUGUCGUUCCCAGGCACGGCGACCGCGACCCCUGCUGGAGAAUUGGCUCGAGCCUCGCGAGCCUCCGCUGCAGUGCACACGGACGCAGCGACUUCCCCCGCACAACCACCCUCAUCCAUCCCGCUCCCUCACCAUCCACCCGACCAAGUCACACCAACCCAUAUCCCUCCUCCUCCCCGAGAUCACCACAUUUCCACCUCAACUCUACCAGACACGGCGGCCAGUGCGACCUCGAUCUCAUCCCCUUCAGCAGACACCCCCGCCGACGUCGACGUCCCGAGUGCCAGUAUCCCUGCGUCGUUGGCAUCGGUUGCCCUCCCAGACGACUCACCCACUCUGGUCACGAGUGCUUCUGCCCCCGUCCCGCUGGCCGUACCCUCUGUGCCGCCCGUGCCCUCACCCUCUGUCCCCUCUCUGCUGGCCUCUCAAGAUACAGGCACAUCCUCCUCAAACUCUCCUACCACCUCGACUACGACACAACCAAGGCAGUCGGCCUUCCAGUACCCCACCUUCCACCUCGACUCGUUCAAGUCGCUGUCGUACGAAUCCUUCACAAACCAGAGUUCUGCGUCCGCCAGCACCGGGCCCAGCACUAGCGACAUUGCGACCCCUCCCACCUCGGCAUCCUUGAUCCCUCCCCGUCUUCCCAUCAGGUCACCUUCCCCGACCUCCUCGUCCGCCCUCAAACAACCGCAGGCCACAGACGUCCCCCGUCCGUCCAAAAGUGGGCAAGACAUCUCAGAUCAUCGCGAAUCCCAACACGACGCGCAGGAACGAGCGCCCGAAGACUCUGCACCGACUACGGCCACGAACACGCCCCUGCUUUCCACCCCGGGCCUCCUCGACUCGCUCCCGAUCCGCCGCACCUCGCUCGUCGGACCUCCCAGCCCUUCCUGGCCGUCCGUGCAAGAGCCUGUGCAGAGGCAGUCUGUUUCAUCCGCGACUGCCCCUCCGCCGUCCGACCUGGGCUACCUCGUUGACGCCGUGCCUGACAUUGAACAGAAGGAGCAACAGUCUUCCCUUACGACCUCGCCCUCGACGACGACCCGACCACUGACGAUCGUCACGGACGCGGACAAGACCCCCGUCGUCCCAUCCUCGCCAGCAUCCCGUGCAUCCGGAGCAUCCGGAGGUGCGUCUGCAUUCACUGACUCGCAUCUCGCGUGGCCCCAGGUUCCGCGCCCACCAUCUGCUGCGCUGUCUGCCGGAGCUAGCGGAAGCGUGCGUGACGUUCACGCGGAUUCACCCUUGACGCCUACCAACGCACAAUUCGAGUUCCCUCCUCCUCGACUGGUCGAGUCUCCAACCGUCCCUCGUCGUCGAACGCUGAUCGCGGCCAGCCCCACUCCGUCGGCUGUGCAACUCGAACUGCAGCAAUCCCCGACUGCGCCGCCACCGACGACAUUGCCUACGUCGCCGCCUGCACCUGAUCUGCGUCUUCAGCCGCAGUCGCCGCCGCCGCAGCAGCAUCUUCACCCGGAACGUCGAUCCUCGCUCCUGCCCCCCGCGAAGCGUGCAUCAUUCUGCUCCACGACGUCGUCGGCUCUUGAAGCGGCAGCUGCAGACGCUUCGAGUCUGGCUCCGCCCAUUGAUCUGUCUUCGCCGUCCAACUCGACGCCAAAGCGCACGAGCACCAGCACGAUCAGUGCAGGGGACGCGCGACCUGGAUCACUCACACCUCGUGGUCGUGCAUUGCUGCCCACAUCGCCCCAGUCUCCUAACAGCUCGAGCGAUCCGAGCCGCAAGUCUGUCCAGAUGACCAUGCCUAUGCCUAUGCCAAUGCCCGUCCCGACUUCUGAUCCGUCACGUCGGUCAUCCACACAUCAUCCGACAUCACCGUCGAAGAACGGGGCUGGCCUAGGCAUCCAGAGCUACGAGCCCGCAGCCAUUCGCCAAGUUCGCACUCGCUCGCCUGACCGCUCGUCUGCUCGAUACCAGACUUCGCCCGUACCGAGCGGCAAGCAGUUCGACAUGCCUACUCCCAACGUUAGGAAGUCUGUUUCGGUCCCGCCGCCGUCAGGCUUCCAGCCCAGCCACCAGCCGGCCAAGUCGGCAUCCAACCUCCCCGCCAUAGCAGGCCUCGCCGACGCUGGUCCUUACCCGACACCAGUGAACAACAAUGCCCCGCUCGCUAAGGGCAGCGGAGGAGGAGGCUUUGCGCUACCAGGGGACGUUUCCGGCCAACCGGCUCCCCAAAAGCCGAUCAAGCCCAAUGAGGAGAUCUGUCUCGAGUGCAUGAUGCGUGACCGCGAUCUCGCCGACGUCGACGUCUCAGGACCAGGAUGCUGGGACCGUGAAUCGAACGCUGCCUUUGAAGUCCUGAAGGAGCGCGAAACCGAGGUCCUGCGCACCAUGGCGCAGGAAGAUGCGCUCUCCCGUGCUUCUUUCGAGGCGUCGACAUGCACCGGCGAAUCAGCCAGCACGCCGCGGUCUCACGCCAGCGCCCCCGCCCCAGACGACACGUCCCGCAGUGCCGACGAGAAGCGCAAGCAGCUCAAAGAGGCUCGCCGAGCGCGCCGUGCUGAGCGGGAUGCGCAGGUUGCUCGCGUCGGAUGGCGCGGCUUCAAGUGGGAGGAGGGCCCCAAUGGCGAGGGCUUCCCCAAAGGCUUUGCCGGUACCCGACCUGGAGCUUUGACGGAGAAGGGUAUCAAGAACGUCAUGCAGAUGAUCCUGCAGAACUACCUGCGCGGUCAGUAUCGAUUGAUUCUGGAAGUUCGGCAAGAAGCACAGCGAAUCGGACACUACACCGAACCCGAGGAUCCUCACUACCCGAACUCGCAAGAGACGCACGAGAGCUCGCUCGACCCGUCGUCGACCAUCUCGCGUCACAAGAUGCGCAACCAGAGCAUCGAUCAGGGCGCGCCGUCCAUCAAGGCUCCUUCUGUCAGCACGGCUCGCUCCGUGCCGAUUCUCAGCAGCCAGGUGCCGAUGCUGCGCCAGAGCCCGUCGACGCCGGCUGGUUUAAGCAAUGUCUCCGUGCAGGCCCGUCGCCCGCGGACGCAGUAUGUUCCAGACCGCGAGCCUGGAAUCAACGGCGCCAGCCUCUCAGCGCAGACGUCGCGCCAGACGCUCAGCAUCAACACGCCGACGCAGCGUCCGUCGAGCCACUUCAAGGCGCCCAGCAGCACGAGCGUGCCCAAGGCGCGUGGCUCGCAGUACUACACCGACGACUGGUCGGACACCGAAGACCUGUGGGCUCCCUCGUCACCGGCGUCUGGCAACCUCCGGCCGUUCUCCUUUGCUGUUCGUGCGGGUGCCGGAGGUGGUCAGGGCAGCGAUGGCGGCCACAGCCGCAAGAGCUUCUUCGGCCGCUUCGGAGGAUCAGUCACGUCUCUGUUCACUGGUGCUGGAAGUCAUGGCGGUAGUGGAAGCAUGAUGGACAUGCACCUUGGUCUCGAGUCCGACCGCCGCAACCGCACGUCGUCGUACCAGGCGCACGAGCAGCCCCGCGUUCUUCCCGGCAUGGCGCCCGGCCGACCGUCCUUCCAGGGUGGUCGCAACUGGGUCGCGACCUCGAUGUACCUCGGAAAUGGCGGCGCGCGCUCCAGCGACGACGUCAUGUUGCGUGAGCGACGGGCGCACUCGACGAGUGCUUCGCGUUUGACCCAGGUUUCGAUGUACGGGGACGACUUUGAUCGCUCGUCUGCGACGACGGAGAAGAAGAAGGGAUUCAAGGGCCUGAUACAGAAGAUGAAGAAGGGCAAGAAGGACCCGUCGCGUCGCGGCACCGAGGAGCUCGCGCCGCCUCCGCCGAUGGGCUUCCUCGUCAACCGUCAGGACGGCAAGCACAACCGCAACCGCUCGGGCUCUUCGUCGUCGUUUGUCGAGGCUCCGUCGCCGGUGCCCCAGCAGCAGAUGCAGAUGCCCCGUGGCUCCAUCAAUGGGCCCAUGACAGCCCCCUCUUCGGGUAGCGACGUCAGCCCCACGAGCUCGCGAUUCGGACCUGACGGACGCCAGCGCACCAACCCUGUGCCGGAAUUGCCCCCAGGAGCGGAGUCGGCUGGCUACCCAGGCGCCACGAUGGAGAUGUUAGCCCACCUGCCGGGCAACAGCCCCGUCCAGGCGACGCACUCUCAGCAGCAGCUCGAAGCUCCCACGUUCACCGACGAGCCUCAGGCUAUGAACCGAGACCCGUUCGCGCGCUCGGCAGAGACUGCUUCCGACGGCAACCGCUCUCCGUCGCUGUACACCGUGCAGGGUGGCUCGCGCAAGAGCAUGCAGCCCUCGGUGUCCUCCCGGCUCUCGACUUCGACGACGAUGCAGGGCCUCGAGACGCCGGACGGCCAGCCGUACAUGAACGGCAGCUAUUCGCAGCAGCCUCCGUCGCAACAGUCGCUCUCGCCCAACCGCCACAAGAACCUCCCGCCUUUGCCUCCCGGAAUGGCGACGCCGGAGAUGUAUUCGAGCCACCAGGACGACGGUGCGUCGAUCUCGAUCCGGACGAGCCUGUUCGACCCGAAGCGCAUGUCGUCGAUGGACCAGGGCCGCGCGCUUUGCCCUCCGUCGUCGGACUACUUCCCGACCGCGUCGCCUCGCUACCACCAGGCGCCGAUGCCGAACGGAGCCGUGCAGUCGAGCCCGUCCUCGACCGGGUCGAGUGUCAUGCCGCCACAAGCCAACCUGCCGCUCCCGCGCCGCCCGAUCCAGCCCCGCGCGAGUUUCGAUGUUCUCUCGGACGCUCGCGCGCGCAUCCGCCGGUCGACGGCCGAGUCUGGCCGUCUGCCGAUGGAGGACAUGGGUGGCCGCAACGCGCAGAGCAUGUACAUCCAACAGCCAGCAGCCGCUAGUACCGGCUCGUUUGGCAGGUUUAUCAGCCGCGAGGCGCCUCUGGGUCCGAAGGGCGGGCUCGUUGUGCCAACGCUGCGCGAGCCCUACGGCGAGGAGCGCAAGGAGCGCCGGCGGGGCAUCAAGUCGAUCUUCUCCUCCAAGGCGAGAUGA
Messenger RNA from Trichosporon asahii var. asahii CBS 2479, 5076 nucleotides. RefSeq lists its product as uncharacterized. The record is from RefSeq and is a predicted model, not a curated record. The transcript has 3 exons. Lineage: Eukaryota; Fungi; Basidiomycota; Tremellomycetes; Trichosporonales; Trichosporonaceae. The coding region runs from base 1 to 5076 and encodes 1691 amino acids.